This is a messenger RNA of Cariama cristata (Red-legged seriema), 562 nucleotides long. RefSeq names its product thymocyte selection associated family member 2 (gene THEMIS2). The transcript has 4 exons. NCBI's taxonomy places the organism in Eukaryota, Metazoa, Chordata, Aves, Cariamiformes, Cariamidae. The record is from RefSeq and is a predicted model, not a curated record. The annotation marks the transcript as partial. Gene Ontology annotation, biological process: T cell receptor signaling pathway.
AUGGAGCCCCUCUCCUUCCAGGAAUACGUCUGCUCCCUGGACCCCACCACCCUGCCCCGCAUCCUCAGGAUUUGCUCUGGUGUUUACUUCCAAGGGUCUGUGUACGAGAUCUCAGGCAACGAAUGCUGCUUGUCAACGGGCGACCUGCUGAAAGUCAUGGCCGUGGCGCUGCAGAAGGUCAUUUGUGAGGACACGGAGACGGGGCAGACAACGGAGCUGCCACCGACAUUUAAGGCCUGCCCCAGCCCCGAGGCCGUGCCCAACGAGAGGGGCAAGCACCGGGGCCUGACGCUGCACCAGGUGCUGGGGAAGUGGGGUGGGCGGCCACAGCCCCUGCUCUGCCCCUCCAUUGGCCCCCACACCCUGCUCCUGCACCCCGUCUAUGAGGUGCACGCCGCCAUGCACCUGCGUCGAGACGUGGUGAAGAUCCCCUCCACGCUGGAGGUGGAUGUGGAAGACGUCACAAAGGAGGCACAGGAUGCCCGCUUCUCCCGACCACUUCUGCUGAGCGAAGUGCUGGGCAUGGAGGAGAUGCUACCAGCCCAGGCUGAGAUCCUGGAGG